Messenger RNA from Aplysia californica (California sea hare), 271 nucleotides. RefSeq lists its product as uncharacterized. Lineage: Eukaryota; Metazoa; Mollusca; Gastropoda; Aplysiida; Aplysiidae. The record is from RefSeq and is a predicted model, not a curated record.
AUUAUUCCUUCGUUCUGGGCCUGGGCCGAGUCGCGAGCUAGAGUGUCUGGGCAGUGAUGGAGAGGAGAGAGAGAUGGAACUACGCGUGUCGAGACUCCUAGGACGAGUGGUUUUAUUGCUUGUUUCCGGGAUUUUAGCUGUUUCAGUAAUUUCAGGUGAAGUGAAGGAGUUUGCUAAAGGAAAGAAGGUGUCUUUGUUCUACCGCCAUCAUGAUUGUGUCGUGACCUACUUUCACAACGGACUAGUCGUCAAUUCCACCUUGGAUAGCCAG